Molecule: messenger RNA, 1842 nt
Organism: Pan troglodytes (chimpanzee)
Lineage: Eukaryota; Metazoa; Chordata; Mammalia; Primates; Hominidae
Gene: RRP9
Product: ribosomal RNA processing 9, U3 small nucleolar RNA binding protein
Exons: 15
Coding region: 339-1766 (475 amino acids)
Cellular component (GO): small-subunit processome
Molecular function (GO): protein binding; U3 snoRNA binding
Source: RefSeq, a predicted model, not a curated record
AACACAGAGAAGGCUCUUGCUCCGACUUCGAAGUCGGCCAGCAGCAGAGCGCAAGCGCCACAGCUUCAGGCCGGAAGCGCCGUGGAGAUGCGGGCUUCCUACUCGAGCCUGGUGCGGGAGCCUAGGAACUUCAGAAGGCGGGGCUACAAGCGUGCAUCCUAUGGGUGCCUGGGGGCGUGGCAGAGCCUGCAGAAGGACCCAAUGGAGCAGUAGGAGGCGGGGCCCGGCGGGCGGUGGAAGCCUAUCAAUACGCGGGGUCUUGCCAGGCGGCUGGGGAGCUGGGAGGGUUCAGCUGCCACGUGAGUUCUGCGGCCGCUGCUACACGCCUGGUGGGCAGCAUGUCGGCAACAGCGGCUGCUCGUAAGCGGGGAAAGCCGGCCUCUGGGGCCGGGGCUGGCGCGGGGGCCGGCAAGCGGCGGCGAAAGGCCGACUCUGCGGGGGACAGGGGCAAAUCCAAGGGUGGCGGCAAGAUGAAUGAGGAGAUCUCCAGCGACUCUGAGAGCGAGAGCCUAGCUCCAAGGAAGCCUGAGGAGGAGGAGGAGGAGGAGCUGGAGGAAACUGCACAGGAAAAGAAGCUGCGCUUGGCCAAGCUCUACCUAGAGCAGCUCCGUCAGCAAGAGGAGGAGAAGGCUGAGGCCCGUGCAUUUGAGGAGGACCAGGUGGCGGGGCGCCUGAAGGAGGAUGUGCUCGAGCAGAGGGGCAGGCUGCAGAAGUUGGUGGCAAAAGAGAUCCAGGCCCCAGCCUCAGCUGACAUUCGCGUUUUACGGGGGCACCAGCUCUCUAUCACAUGUUUGGUCAUCACCCCCGAUGACUCAGCCAUCUUCUCUGCUGCCAAAGACUGCACCGUCAUUAAGUGGAGCGUGGAGAGUGGACGGAAGCUGCAUGUGAUUCCUCGAGCCAAGAAGGGUGCCGAGGGAAAGCCCCCUGGCCACAGCAGCCACGUCCUCUGCAUGGCCAUCUCCUCCGACGGCAAGUACCUUGCCUCUGGUGACCGCAGCAAGCUCAUUCUCAUUUGGGAGGCCCAGAGCUGCCAGCACUUGUACACCUUCACAGGACACCGGGAUGCAGUGUCGGGUCUGGCAUUCCGCAGAGGCACCCACCAGCUCUACAGCACAUCCCACGAUCGCUCCGUGAAGGUGUGGAAUGUGGCAGAGAACUCCUACGUGGAGACGCUCUUCGGACAUCAGGACGCUGUGGCUGCGCUGGAUGCCUUGAGCCGGGAGUGCUGUGUGACGGCUGGGGGCCGGGAUGGGACUGUACGUGUGUGGAAGAUCCCCGAGGAGUCCCAGCUUGUCUUCUAUGGCCACCAGGGCUCCAUCGACUGCAUCCACCUAAUCAAUGAGGAGCACAUGGUGUCCGGCGCGGACGAUGGCUCUGUGGCCUUGUGGGGUCUCUCCAAGAAGCGACCACUUGCCCUGCAGCGUGAAGCUCAUGGGCUGCGGGGAGAGCCAGGCCUGGAGCAGCCCUUCUGGAUAUCGUCGGUGGCAGCCCUCCUCAACACAGACCUUGUGGCCACAGGCUCCCACAGCUCCUGUGUGCGGCUUUGGCAGUGUGGGGAAGGCUUCCGGCAGCUUGACCUUCUCUGUGACAUCCCCCUGGUGGGUUUUAUCAACAGCCUCAAGUUCUCCAGCUCUGGGGACUUCCUGGUGGCUGGGGUAGGGCAGGAGCACAGGCUUGGCCGAUGGUGGAGAAUCAAAGAGGCUCGGAAUUCUGUCUGCAUCAUCCCACUCCGCAGGGUCCCUGUACCCCCAGCUGCUGGUUCCUGACACUCUUAUCCUCCUUAUUUAAGUCCUUCCCAGGCUAUGCCCCACCCUCUUUGUAUUAAAAGCCUCCUCUUUUGGG